AUGGCACAUGGAUACCCCGGAAUUGGCUUGCGCAUACAGAAGCUGACUGGGGUGCAGGAGUACACAGAGUGCAUGAAGGAGACGCCUGCGGGCAUGAAGAUCAACUUCGACGAGCAGAACAUGACCAAAUGGGAGGUCCUGAUGGAUGGGCCGGAGGGCUCUGUGUAUGCGGGCGGCCACUUCAAGCUCGAGAUCAUUUUCCCCAACGAAUACCCGUUCAAGCCCCCGGUCGUCAGCUUCAGGACGAAAAUCUACCACCCCAACGUGAGCAACGACGACAAAGGCUCCAUGUGCCUUGGCUUGCUUCGGCCCGAUGAGUGGAAGCCGCCGAACAAGGUGGUUGCCGUGCUGCGCCUGAUCCAGUCACUGAUGGUUGAGCCCAACAUCGACGAUGCAAUCGAGCCGUCGAUUGGAAACGAAUAUAAGGAGAACCGCAAGGAGUUCGAGAAGAACGCCAAGGACUGGGUGAAGCGGUAUGCGAAGUAA
This is a messenger RNA of Paraphaeosphaeria sporulosa, 486 nucleotides long. Its product is annotated as ubiquitin-conjugating enzyme E2-16 kDa. The transcript has 2 exons. The record is from RefSeq and is a predicted model, not a curated record. Bases 1 to 486 code for a protein of 161 amino acids. NCBI's taxonomy places the organism in Eukaryota, Fungi, Ascomycota, Dothideomycetes, Pleosporales, Didymosphaeriaceae.